AAAUCCCCCUCCGUAUUAUACUCGCCCUCUGCUUCCUGCAAAAUCCCCCAAACCGGCGGCCGAUCCCCGCCGCCGCCUCUCCAUGGUCCCUCCCGGCGCGCGGGUAUGCGGCAUCGGCAAGCUCCGGUACCGGCCAAACCCUCGACCGGAUGGAUGGCCGUCCUCGGCGACGGGCCCUCUCCUCGUCGGUAGCGGCCUGAACAGCCGAGGGGGUUUCGUCGGCGAGCCGCCACGCCAGCGUCCACCGUCUCCCCUCGGCCCAAAGGAGAGCUGGUGCCAUCGUAUCCUCCCGGCAGCGCACGCCGUCGCUCGUCCGACCGGCAUGGAUGCCACCGCAGCAGCACUGCAGCAGGUGCGGUUAUCUGAUUCCUGAAACUUUCGAAUCCCUCAGUUUUUGCUUCUGGAUUGGAACAUGGACAAGUGCUGAGUAUGAACAAAGGAAUGUAUAGUCACACAGAAUUUUGGUUUCCUAGUUCCAACUGGUGGUGACACUAGCGAUUUGGCCUUGUAAAAAUGAGGCAAUUUUAGUUCGAAUGUAUAUCAUGGUAGGCUGGUAGCACCGUAGCACUGUCUGAAAGAAGCACUCCGGCCACCACCGAAAUAUUGGACUUCUUCUCUGGCACAAUCACCUUGAGAAAUAGACCCACACGGAGCUCUCUUUAUGGUGUGAGCAUGAAGCCACAACAGCAAUGGACACGCUGAGAGGCCGAGUAUUCUACGGGCUUUAUUGUAGCUAUGUGUUCCAUUCUGACGAAGCAACCGCGAGCUCUCUGCAGCACAGGUGUUUGGCGGAAUUUUGCAGGAGGAAAUGUGCCCUUCUGAUGGGGACUUGUUUUGGAGGUGGCCAAUGCAUGUCUAACAAACUACAAAGAUACAAGGUCUAUUUUCAUGUAGUCCAACUACUACUUUCAAAGGAGGGGUCCACUUGCUGGAGCCAUAAGUAAAAAUGUGGCCACCGGCCCCAUUCUCAUCACAGGAACAUUUAAUUUUAGGCAUAAUCCCAGUCAAUGCCAUAUGUGCAAUGCAGAUGAAAGUCAGUGGUAGCUUCCUGGAAAUUUCUAGAUCGCGUCUUGUUUUCUACUGAAAGCCUUUAACCAGAACACUUCUACGUGGCUGUCACAUCAUUGGACUCGUUAAUUAACUGUCAAACUCAGUCUUUCAGCAAGUAUGUGUCCUUGCUAGUGUUUUUGUUCAGAGAGGUGUCCUUGCUCAGUUCUCUGAGAGGAUAUGGCAACAUGGAAUGGUGUGAGUCAGGCGGCCAGUGUUGCGCAGCUAGCAGGGGUGGAUGCAUAUGGGCUGAUCAAGAUGAUUGUGGAGGCGGUGCAGACCGUUAGGAGGAACAAGGAGACCUGCCAGAAGCUCGCACGGCGUGUCAAGAUGAUAGGUGACCUGCUGCAGCAGCUUCAUGAGGCACAGCUGAUGCAACACGGAGAUACGAGGAGCCCGGUAGAGCAGCUGGAGGAAACGCUCCGGCAAGCAUUCAUGCUCAUCACAACCUGUCAGGACAGCAGCUUCAUGUACCACUGCUUCACCGGAGGUAAUCAGGCUUGCCAGUUACGUGAGGUGGAGAAUGAUAUCAUCUUCUACCUCCAGCUUUUUCCGCUCGUGGGAUACGUUGACACCUCCCGCACCUUGCUGCAUUUGAACAGAGGUCAACCUUCACAUACAGAGGGGUAUGCAGAAGCAGAAGAGGCACAGAUACUAGAAAAUGACAAUUCAGGGGGUGCACCUAGGCUUGAAGCUACAGCUGAAACAGUUCAAACAAGACUUCAAGGAGUAAAAAAGAACUCGACAGAUAAUAAAAAACAUUUAAAAGGUAACUCUAGUCUGUUCUAUUAUUUUUCAUGAUUUUAUUGAGAAUAGUUUUGUGUGGUGAAAAGAGGGACGAUAAACAUUUCUCUUUUUAUUUGGCUAUGUAUGGUAAAAUUUGAGCGUAUGCUUACUAUGCAAAUAAUUUUAUUUGGUUAUGUAUGGUAAAAUUUGAGAGUAUGCUUUGUUAAGUACUUCUAUGCUAAAUUGGUGUGUGCUUGUUCUUGUCUAUUCCACACUAAA
Brachypodium distachyon (stiff brome) is the source of this 2052-nucleotide messenger RNA. RefSeq names its product cell number regulator 13. The record is from RefSeq and is a predicted model, not a curated record. Bases 1228 to 1848 code for a protein of 206 amino acids. Gene Ontology annotation, biological process: cell surface receptor signaling pathway. NCBI's taxonomy places the organism in Eukaryota, Viridiplantae, Streptophyta, Magnoliopsida, Poales, Poaceae. The transcript has 3 exons.